AUCAAGAAGUCCCUACAAACUUUGGCCAUCUCUCUCUAAUCAUCUCUUUCCAUUACUUAUCAAAUUUAACUUGACCGAGGCGUCAAUUCAACAAUGACAUCAAAUGGAAAUUUGGAAUGGAGGGUGAAUAUGGGUGAUGGAACAACAGAGAUUUUAAGGCCAGAAGCCUCAUUUAUGAAGAACAUAAUGAUGAGAAUCAAGAAUUUUAUUUGGGGAGGAUUGUUAUUGAAGGCUUGGAAGUUCUUGGAAAAGGCAUGGGGAAUUGCAAAUUCUGAGCCAAAGAAAGCUGUUCAUGGCCUUAAAGUUGGGUUGGCUCUCACCAUUGUCUCAAUAUUUUACUACAUGAGACCUUUGUAUGAAGGAGUUGGAGGAAAUGCCAUGUGGGCCAUUAUGACUGUUGUUGUCACUUUUGAAUCAACUGUGGGUGCAACUUUUUACAAAUGUGUAAAUAGAGUUAUAGGAACUUCUCUGGCUGGUUGUUUGGGCAUUGGUGUUCAUUGGAUUGCAGCUGAAUCUGGUGAUAAAUUUGAGCCGAUUAUUCUUGGAAUCUCUCUUUUUCUUCUAGCUUCAGUAACCACAUUCUCCCGGUUCAUACCAUCAGUGAAGUCGAGAUUCGACUACGGCGCCAUGAUCUUCGUCCUCACUUUCUGUUUAGUUUCAAUUUCGGGUUAUCGAGUCGAAAAGCUGUUCGAGCUGGCCCGAACCAGAAUCAGCACCAUUGCCAUUGGAACUUCGCUUUGUAUAUUUGUCAGCAUGCUUUUCUGCCCCAUUUGGGCAGGCAGCCAGCUUCAGAGCCUCACUGCCCGUAAUUUGGAUAAACUUGCCCAUUCCCUGGAUGGGUGUGUUAGUGAGUACUUUGAGAAUGAUGAUGAUACUGAAGAGAUGAAAAAUAAUGAAGAUGAAAAGAAUAAUAAUUCCAAAGUUGAAGGCUAUAAAUGUGUGCUCAAUUCCAAGGCAUCCGAGGAAUCAAUGGCUAACUUUGCAAGAUGGGAACCAGCACAUGGCCGUUUUGGGUUCCGACACCCAUGGAAAAAAUAUCUUGAAGUUGGAGGAGUAAUGCGCAAAUCUGCAUAUUGCAUUGAGGCCCUCCAUGGCUGCCUAAACUCAGAAAUUCAGGCACCAAACUCUUUAAAAUUGCAUUUGGCGGAACCAUGCAAAGCACUAAGCAGCUCUUCUUCAGAAGUCUUGAAAGAACUAUCAAUUGUAAUCAAGAAAAUGAAAAAAUCAACAAAGAUAGACUUUUUAGUGUCAAAUAUGAACGUUGCUGUUCAAGAACUUCAAAAUGCCAUAAAGUCAUUUCCAAGUACUCAAAUGGAAGUCUCAUUAUCAGAACAAGAGGAAGAAGCCAAUAAUGAGGAUCAUAAAGCAGCAACAACAACAAUUCCACCUCUAAUGAAGCUUCUUCCACUGGCCACAUUGGUAUCUCUUUUGAUAGAAACUACAUCGAGAAUCGAACACGUUGUGAAUGCAGUUGAGACGUUAGCUAAUGUCGCUAAUUACGAUUCGGAAGACGAGAAGAAGAAGCCAUCUUCUUCAGAUAACCAUGAUCAUAAUGUAGCCAUGAGGGUCUUUCCAGAGGCCUGAGUUCAUUAACAUCUUCAAAUAUAUAGUUUAUUAUAUCAUAUAUAACUGAAAUCUCCCUUUAGUUCUACUUUUCUAAACCUAAACCCUAAUCAUAUAUGUCUUGUAUGACUAUAAUUUAUUUAGAAUUCUGGAAUUUUAAUUUUUCCCCUUUUUGUUGGGAAUUAAAAUGAUGACUACCACUAUGUAUAUAUAUAAUGUCUCAUAUAGUAUACUCCCCUAAUAUGUAUGCCAUUGUACUAUUUGAGAGUACUAAUCACAAAUAUUUUACCAUUAA
Messenger RNA from Cucumis sativus (cucumber), 1858 nucleotides. RefSeq names its product aluminum-activated malate transporter 10. Gene Ontology annotation, biological process: malate transport. The record is from RefSeq and is a predicted model, not a curated record. Gene Ontology annotation, cellular component: plant-type vacuole membrane. Lineage: Eukaryota; Viridiplantae; Streptophyta; Magnoliopsida; Cucurbitales; Cucurbitaceae. Bases 94 to 1584 code for a protein of 496 amino acids. The transcript is spliced from 6 exons.